UGAGUGUGUGUGAACCAGCCCGGUCGGAGACGUGGUCGUGAUCCGGGAUGAACUCCGCUCUGCUGUUCUGGGUCCUGCCUCUGGCCGUCGUGGUCCUGGGCCUGCCUGACGACCUCCGCGACAUGGGCUGGGUGAACGAAUUCCGGCAGGGCUUCAACUUCCAGUGCCCCCACGGAGAGCUGCUGGUGGCGCUGCGGAGCUACUUCAGCCAGGCCGAGGGCUCCGACCGGCUGUGGAGCUUCGAGUGCCAGCCAGCACCCUGGGGACUGGGGGAACCCUCCGACUGCUGGUGGGACGACCUGAACCGUGCCGGGAUGGAGUGGUCAUCCACCUGCUCCGCUAACGGGCUGGUCGCGGGCGUCGAGAGCAAGUACUUUGAAGCUGUUCUGGACCGAGAGUGGAGGUUCUACUGCUGUCGCUACGGGCGACGCUGCCCCUACUCCUGCUGGAAGACCAUCGACGUGCCUCAGUACCUGACGGAGGAGGCCGAGGUGGUGGUCCCCAGCUACGGGUACUUCAUCAGGGGGGCCCAGACCACCUUCAGCGGGGUCCUCAGAGAUCGCCAGUGGAAGUACAUCUUGUGCAGGAUGACGGAUUUCGACUGCGAGUUUGAGAAUCUGUGAACGCCGAGUCGACUCAGAUGUUUGGUCACUUCAUCCAAGCGGCCCUGGCUCGCGCUCUGUCCUGGAGGACAGAAGUCCACUUUCUAAUAUCAUAUGGAGGCGCUUCAUAGAAAUAUCCGUACACAUUAGACAUUAUAGACUUAAUAAAAUCCUAUAUUGCAUUAUACAGUCAAUGUUUAUUGAAUAAACCAGAAAUCCA
Messenger RNA from Osmerus eperlanus (European smelt), 822 nucleotides. RefSeq names its product dermatopontin (gene dpt). Lineage: Eukaryota; Metazoa; Chordata; Actinopteri; Osmeriformes; Osmeridae. Gene Ontology annotation, biological process: collagen fibril organization. The transcript has 4 exons. The record is from RefSeq and is a predicted model, not a curated record. Bases 48 to 623 code for a protein of 191 amino acids. Gene Ontology annotation, cellular component: extracellular matrix.